Messenger RNA from Mycena citricolor, 1344 nucleotides. The record is from the annotation of a GenBank genome assembly. NCBI's taxonomy places the organism in Eukaryota, Fungi, Basidiomycota, Agaricomycetes, Agaricales, Mycenaceae.
AUGCUUCCGAAUCGCGUUCACUUCGCUUCAUUACGACUUUGCCGGCCUCACUUUUCUACUUACGUUGCUGUCCGGAACUCUGAACGAUCAGAUAAUGCCUCCUCCGCUAAUCUGGUAGGGAGUGCAAAGUUGUUUGCUGAUGCAGCUUUGGAGGAGGAACAGCCUGGUCCUUCAGCAACAUCUAAGCGACUCCAGGAUAUCCUCGCGGAGCAACCCAAUUGGACCGGAGAUGAACGUAUAGAAGAUACUGUUCUCCGAAUGCUUGUUGACAAAUACAAGCCAUUGCGAAGCGGAACCAUCCAAACCGCUGAGCAGAAGAUGAAGAAGGCGCCUUCCAAGAUCCCCCAAUAUCAUGAGGAUUCGCCUCCCUUACAUUCCUCAGUUGCAGACGGCGCCGCAACUUACAAGCCGUUCGUUCCGCCCGGCAGUUCGUGGGCUUCUGUUCCUCUUCUGCCACCGGGUCCACCGGACCAUCGCCCCUGGCACACCGAAUACAAGAUCCCAGACCAUGCACAAGUGUCCGUUCGCGUCGGUCGCUUCCCAAUGAAGACGUCUGCCCAGCAUACUGGAGCUUCAGCGAUCGGCGGAGACGAGCAGACUCGGCGCGCCGAAAAGGAGCUCCAUCGCAAGCUCGGCAGGUUAAACCGCGCACGAGAGUCAUCACUGGACUACCGUCUGGGUUUGGGAAAUACCAAUAAACACCAUGCACCCUCCCAGAUCAAUCCCGUCAGUAUGAAGGGUUGGACUAACCUCGUCGAAGAUAGAAUAGAGAAAGCUCGGCGUGCGGGCUUGUUUACGAAGGUCAAGGGCCGUGGAAAACCACUGGAGCGCAUUGCGGAGGAGCAUAAUCCCUUCAUCGCUCGUGAAGAGUACCUCAUGAAUAGAAUCGUGAAGCGGAAUGGUGCAGCGCCGCCAUGGGUCCAGUUGCAAGGUGAUGGCUGGACUCGUCACGCCAUCAGAGCAUUGACGAUCUCUGCCCCGCUUCCCGAACUUGAAGCCAUCCGCAGGUUCAGGGAUCCGCGAUGGUCUGCGAAAGAAAGCACAUUCCACACUGCGGCACUGGCUGAAGUCAAUGACAAAGUGCGGCGGUACAAUGCCCUUGCUCCCUACGCAGUUCGCAGAACGCUUCACGUCUUGGAUGCGGAGUUGGCAUCUGUGUACAUCAAGGGAGAGGUUGAAAUUCCACGCAUGCUUGAGGAACGCGCUAGGGCGAGGCCUCUUACAAAACAAGCCGUGGAUGUUCCGAGUCUUAGUCUCCAGUUCCAAAUGAACUGGAUGAAAAGACUCCGUCAGUUUCUUAUGACGUUGCUGCAGCGCCUAGAACACACCGUUCGACGGUCGUGA